AUGGCUAUGCCAGAGGAAUUACGUUUAAAAAAUUUCGACUUGAAUCAUCCCGAGCCACGUGUUUUUGUCAAGCCGCAGUGGGGCAAUGAUGCCUUUUAUUUUGGCUGGCGUAUAUUCUGGGCUUUGUACCAUACUUGUUGGAUAGUUGCUAAUGGAAGUCUAAAUUACCAGCAGGCCAGUUCAGAAGCCAACCGUAUUAAAUGGUUUGUGUAUUUAACCAACUGGACGUAUCUUGUGUUAACGUUGGAUAACCUCGUUCAGCUCUUCACAGUUAUUUAUGUUCAUACUCGUAGAAAGGAUAUACUCAAAGGUGUUGGUGAAAUGCCAUGGUAUAUGAAGUUGAUGUGGGUUCUAUUUAAUAUAUCAGCAACUGGUUGUCUUGUUGUUACAAUUCUUUUCUGGAGUUUAUUAUUUCCAGCUAUCAACAAAUUAAGCGCUACGACGUUUAAUGUCCACGCAGUCAAUUCAAUUAACGUAGCUUUAAAUUUAGUAGUUACCCGUUUACCAACUAGACUUUAUCAUUUUUAUCAACCAAUGUUAUACGGAUUGGUGUAUGUAGUAUUUAAUGCUGUAUAUCAAAGCCUCGGUGGAACCAAUGCGAAAGGCCAACCGUACAUAUAUCCGGUAUUGGACUGGAAAAACAAGCCUACUUUAGCAAUAAUAAUAGGAGUUACCAGUGUCCUAGUAGCAGUGCCAGUUCUCCAUACCAUAAUUUUCCUGAUUUCAUUAUUACGACGACAUAUAAACAAACAGAUACAAAGACAUAUUUCGAUGGAAACUUUAUAUAAUUCGGAAACAAAACAUAGACAAUCAGAUUAUGAAAUGGGGGGCAAUGUGAACAAUGUGGCAGAACAACCUGAAGAUUAAUAAAAUGGGGCCAUUAUGCAAUGGGGUGGGGCUAUGUCCAAAGACACUAAUGUAUUAUUUAAAGCACAUUUUAUUUUCAUUAUUUAACGUGGCAGUGAAGAUUAUCGUCACAAAAUAUCAUUCAAGCAUUCAAACCUUAAGAAUACUUUAUGUUGCUAUUUACAAAUUAGGAUGUUGAAUGUCCGUAUUCCGGCAAGAUCCGAAUAGGAAAGUGUAUCUA
Patella vulgata (common limpet) is the source of this 1087-nucleotide messenger RNA. RefSeq names its product protein rolling stone. The record is from RefSeq and is a predicted model, not a curated record. The transcript is spliced from 4 exons. Gene Ontology annotation, cellular component: membrane. Lineage: Eukaryota; Metazoa; Mollusca; Gastropoda; Patellidae. Bases 1 to 867 code for a protein of 288 amino acids.